Messenger RNA from Fusarium graminearum PH-1, 474 nucleotides. RefSeq lists its product as uncharacterized. Lineage: Eukaryota; Fungi; Ascomycota; Sordariomycetes; Hypocreales; Nectriaceae. The record is from RefSeq and is a predicted model, not a curated record. Bases 1 to 474 code for a protein of 157 amino acids. The transcript has 2 exons.
AUGCCGGCUCCUCCACCAUUCAUUGUAAACACGGACCCCAAGCGCGUGGCAGAAUCACAGACAACAUUGAUCGUAGGAGUUAUUACUGCCAUCAACUUUGUCGCCCUCGCUGUCGUCGCUGCAAGGACAUACACCCGCUUGGUUAUCUCCAAGUCCCCAGGUGCCCAAGAUGUGCUUAUGAUUCUAAGUGCUUGUACUGGUCUGGCGGGCACUAUUAUCUUGUAUCUUCAGAUCCCCCACGGUCUAGGGAAACACGCCGACACGAUCGAACGAGCCGACUUCACCAAGUUUAGCAGAUACAGCUUUAUACUCACAGUAGUCCCUCUUCUCGGAGGAAUCGGCCUACUGAAAAUCGCAAUCGCCCUCGAACUCAUCAAAUACAAUGGGAACUCAUGGAAGUGGUACAAGAUUACUUUACGGUGCAUGAUUGGUAUGUCUCUACUUCCGACCCGACAUAGCAGACUCAAAGACUGA